Messenger RNA from Linum tenue, 2639 nucleotides. The record is from the annotation of a GenBank genome assembly. NCBI's taxonomy places the organism in Eukaryota, Viridiplantae, Streptophyta, Magnoliopsida, Malpighiales, Linaceae.
AAAGUUUUCGUCCCAAAGAGAUGAGGCGAUGUGUUUGAAGCACCUCCGGAUUUUGGGAAUCAGAAAAAUCAACUUUUGAUGGAACCCAAGAGCCAACCUCCAAUCCCAUUCCUCAUAAGAAAAGCCAAACUUCUAAUCUCGAACCUUCAUGGUUUGGUUGUCACCAUCAGAAGGAAGCAGGACCUAUGCCCCCUGCGCGUUAACUUCAACGUUGGAUUCAUGCAACUGCUGGCUAGCUGUUCGAUGAAAUGCCCGAGAGAAAAGUGAAGAUCCCCACGAGCGGUUGUUGCAAAGAAAACCUCCCUACAUGAGAUUUUCCACCGCGUCUAUAAGUAUCCACUUCGCCUCUAACCUUUGAAAAGUUUCAGCUGCUUUUCCUUCUGAACCUAAAGAUUGCAGAUACAUACUUCCCCUGCUCAACUAAACACUGUUUUUAGCUUCUGUAAGUUCUUGGGCCUAACAAUGGUGGGUAGUAUGCCACCUUGCCUCCUCCUUUUACUGAAACUUGGCUUCCUAUGCAUUGCAACCUUCUUCAGCCAUGCAUCAGGAGACUGUGCACUGGACUUCAAGGCGUUCCCAUACCAACCCACUGGCGAAUGCGUCGGUAACAAUAAGGUAGAAGUGAAGGAUUUGAACACCAUCAGCACAACACUCUGCUGUAGAAACGUCCUUCAAGUCAUAACCCAAAACCUCGGCCUGAGAGCAAGCCAAACACAUGGCUCGCUCUUUCUUCCACAAGACCAAUGGAAAGAAUGCACUGGCCCUUUCCACGAGCAGAACUCUGUUUCCCCACUCUCUUGUGGGUUCGAUUUGCUGUACAGUGGGAACGGCCCUUGUUCCGCCCUAUCUUUGGCAACAUUGGAGCAGCUCUUUGGGUUCAGAACUACUGUCAAUUCGUGUUCAAAUCUUAAUGCUUCGUUUGAUAAUGCUUGCAGCACUUGUGCUCAAGCGAUUGUGUCUAUGAGCACACAUUUGAUGUCGAACGCUCACGUUAGCAGUGAUGACAGCACUCAAGCAAUGAUGUGCACAGUUGCUGUCGUGGUGGCGAUUGCAGCACAGAAGUUGGAAGCGGGAUCUUCCGUCGAUGAUCUUUACAGGUGUUUGCCUGUCAUGCAGGAUUUUGGUGGCUCAAAUGAAGGCUACGUGAGAAUCAAAAAAACUAACAUAAACAAGUGUAGCUCUCUCUCAGAUUCCGUGGCGAAAGCAGCAGGUUCCGUCCUAAUAGCCGUCGUGAUACUAAUUCUAGUUCUCAUCCUCGUCAAAUUCGUGACGAGGAGCAAAGACAAAGGUAGAAGGAAAGCUGGGAAACCACUUUUGGAAUCCCAAGAAGUCACGGCGUGGUCUGGUCUCUACAGAUUCUCCAAGUACGAGAUUCAGAAUGCCAUGAACUACAAUACCAGUACCAGUGAGAAGACGAGUCUCGGGAGAGGAAGUGCUGGACAGGUUUACAAAGGCGUUUUGCCUAGUGGACAAGUUGUAGCAAUCAAGCAUAUCCAUCAGGGACAUACUUCAGAUUCCUUCCAUCGUGAAGUUGAAGGGCUUUCCAGGAUUAGACAUCCCAAUCUCGUUUGUUUGUUUGGUUGCUGCAUUAAUGGCCCUGAUCGGUACCUCGUCUAUGAGUUCUGCUCAGCUGGCAACUUAGCUCAGCAUCUGCUAAGAAAAGAAUCAGUUCUAACCUGGGAAAGAAGAGUUAAGAUCCUGAGAGGGUGCGCCCUUGGUCUUAGAUACCUCCACCACUACAUUGAUGGUUGCAUUGUUCAUAGAGACAUUAAGCUUACAAACAUCCUUUUGACUGAGGAGUUGGAGCCCAAGCUGUCAGAUUUCGGAUUAGCAAAGAUGAUAGGCAUGGAAGAGAGCAAAGUGUUCACUGAAGUCAGAGGAACUAUAGGCUACAUGGAUCCUGAAUACAUGAGCAACGCCAAGUUGACAUGUGGCAGUGAUAUCUACAGCUUUGGAAUCGUUAUUCUUCAGUUGUUGUCAGGCCAAAAGGUCAUUGAGCUUGAUCUUGAUGCCAGAGACCAGAUCACCAGAAAGGCAAAGGAUGUGAGCCUGGGGAAAAGGCCACUGCUAGACUUUGAGGAUCCAAGGCUCCAUGGAGAUCUCAACACUGAGGAUUUUGAAGCCAUCCUUCAAAUUGCAGUCCUUUGCGUGGCGAAAUCGAGCAAAGGUCGUCCUACGAUUGAUGUUGUGCUUGAAGUUUUGGAGAAGGCUUGGAAGAACACAGUUGCUCACAAGAAAACAAGGCCUGAAGUUAGCUCACCUGGAGCUUCUUCAUAUUCACAUUCCAUAGAUGUUAUCCCUACCUGAGACAAAACAUCAGAAAAGAACAGAGCCACAGUAAAGCAAAGAGUGGACAAAAUAAAGGAGACAACCUGAUUUUUUGUUUCUUUUUUCACAUCAGUGUUUGUGGCACAAGAAAGAAAGAGAGAAGCUUUUGAAAUUGCCACCUUUUGCCAUCUUCUUGUCUGUUUAAAGUUUGUUUAUUUAUUAGCUUAGUUUCAGAAUGAAUUUUAUUCAAUUAGAGUGCAAGGGAUUAUCACUUAUUUCUAUGUACCAUUCUCUAAUGUAAUAUACCGUCUGUAUUUAGAGAAAAGGAAUGCAGUAUUCAAAGAGCUGAUAAUGAGAAUCCUCACUUUUGC